AUGUAUGGGGUCACAAUGAAUAUGGUCAACUGGGCACAGGAGAUACUCUCCGUAAGUGAUGCUCGCUCUACUCCUUUUUUCUUGGAAGGAAUGAGCGCAAUGCACAUAAUUGAAGCCUACUGCGGUGACUCGCAUACUCUUCUGCUUUCCCAAGAAGGACGGUUAUUUGCGUUUGGUUCAGAUGCGCAUGGUCAAAUUGGAGGAGGGAAAAAGUUUGUUCCAGCCUUUGUUUCAAUGAUUAAUGGCAUUGUUUUGCUUGAAACUCAUGUUCCUAUACGUUCGAAAUCUUUAAGGUUUGACAAGCACCUUAAUCCAGCAGCAGUGGCUGAGUUGAUGGGAAGCACAGUGACCAGAGUAGCUUGUGGACGACUUUUAAGGAAUCAUUCCAUAGUCGUCAUUGGCGGUCACUUAUAUCCAUUCGGGCAAAAUGCAAAUGGCCAGCUUGGGAAUGGAUCUGCAGUAAACCAACUAAUCCCACGACAAACCGAAGAACUUGAUCACGUUGUUGCUGUUUUCGCUGGCUUCGAUCAGACGUUCAUCCUUCGAUCUCUUAACUCCCCUGCGCUGACAGCUGGUCCCAGUUGUCCUCUCAAGGUCCCUCUAUUCCUUUGCAAAAAUGAUGUAAUUGACUUACUUUCCCGUCAUGAAAAACUCGAUUUGAUUGGGCUUCUGGAGUCUGUUUUCUCAUCUGUUAGCUGUCUCAAUGGUUCGUUUCUGUACGAGGACGAUCGGCGUUUUCUUUCCGAAGGGCGAGUUUUCGGAGUGAACUUGGACGACGUCAUGGAUACUUUCACUGCUCUUGGAGAGUCAUCGGAUGCUCGUCAAUAUGCGGAUUUACUCAUUGAGACAUGCCAGAUGUCUGUAUUUGGAGAUGAUUUCAAUCCGUCUGUCAUUUGUUCAGUCGAAUCGCUUCGAGUUUACUUACUGCUGGUGUGGAUACAUCCGUUUGCCACUAAUGUUACUCGCGAUGUUGUUACUCGCCUCCACUUACCAUUUGCAGAAUCCAUAUCUAGGCUCAGGCCUGUUUAUCGGAAUGCUUUAGAAAAGUGGUGGGUCAUCCUACCCGUACGGCAUUUCAAUAGGCUUGCAACCGCAAUGCUCGCAGCAAUUCGAUGCCUUGUCAAGGAUAAGGCUAAUCCUGGUGAAUGUCGAGCUUUUCUAGAAAUUCUCGCAUCUUUGUGUGCUAUCAAUAAAGUUACGAACAAAAUACCGCUGGAAAAUUUCUAUAUUCACGAACUUGCGGAUAAUUACAAUCUAAAAAUGGAUUAUGUGAAUUGGGCACGUGCACAGGAAGGUAGAGAAGCGUCAGUGACUUGCUGGUCUAACUAUCCAUUUAUCAUGAACGCGGCUGCGAAGGGAGAACUCCUAUACGUCGAAGCAGUGAUGUCUAUGCAGACGUCGAUGAAUGGUGCGCGUUUGACGCUAUUUGGCUUCGAUCUUUUCAUUGAACAGCCAUUUUUUGAGUUGACUGUUCGCCGGCAACACAUUGUUCAGGACACUAUUAAUGGACUUCUUUCCAUUGAUAGACGGUAUCUGCAACGCCCUUUGAAGGUUCAAUUCAUGAAUGAAGAAGCAGAGGAUGCGGGUGGUGUCAAAAAGGAGUUUUUCAUGAUUUUGUUCCAAAAACUCCUGCAAUCUGACUACGGAAUGUUUGUUGAAGAUCCCGACUCACAUUUGGUAUGGUUUAGUGGAUUUGAUGUAGAGGAAGUGAACUACUAUAAAAUGGUUGGCAUACUAUGUGGACUCGCUGUCUAUAAUUGUGUGCUAGUUGCUUUUCCAUUCCCACUAGCCCUAUACAAGAUACUUCUUGACCAGCAGCCAGUGUUAGAAGAUCUGGCCGAAUUGAGUCCUGUGGAAGGUCGAAGUUUGCAGGAAUUGCUUGACUACCAGGGUGACGAUUUUGAGGAUGUAUUUUGCUUAAACUUCACCAUCAGCUAUGCUGCGUUUGGUAGCACCGAGACAUUGGAGUUGAAGGCUGGAGGGGAAAAAAUUCCUGUUACCCAGUCAAAUAAGAGCGAUUAUGUACAGGUAAGCUUUUACAGAUAUCAAAAAAGUGACUUGCAUCAUCAAUUGAAUAAAUCUUUCCAGCGGUACGUGCAGCAUCGACUUUGCAUCGGACGUAAUGGUGAAGUAGAACGUCAGGCAGCUGCAUUCCGCGAUGGAUUCAAAAUGGUGUUGAAUAGUCGUAUCGUCUCCUUCUUUCAACCAAGAGAACUCAUGGAACUAGUUGUUGGCAAUGAAAACUACGACUGGUCGGAAUUGCGCAAGGUCGGCAGUUAA
Messenger RNA from Strongylus vulgaris, 2280 nucleotides. The record is from the annotation of a GenBank genome assembly. NCBI's taxonomy places the organism in Eukaryota, Metazoa, Nematoda, Chromadorea, Rhabditida, Strongylidae.